UGAGAAGAUUAGCACGGCCGGGGAAAAUCCGUUCGCCCGCUCCAAUCUGGUGGUACUGGUGGCGGAUGCCGACCGGAGGGCAUCCGAGGGGAGCGGAUGCGAUCCGCCGACGAUAAGCCCUGAUAAAAGCCGGUGGGCAGAAGCAGAGAGCAGCAACAGCAGCGCAAAGAAAGGCAAUCCAUUCAUUCAUUCAGCGGCAGCUUGAGUUUCCUUCUUGCACAGUUUAUCAAAAAUACUACAUCACAUCAUGCUCCGCUUAGACGGCAAAGUUGUCCUGAUCACCGGCCUGGGCCAAACCACCGAGGAAGGCUGGGGCAUCGGGGCGGCCAUCGCCGCCAAACUGGCCCAGCAGGGUGCCCUCAUCUACGGCGGAAACCGACCGCUCGCAUCCGCCCAACGCACCAAGUCCCGCAUCGAGGAGGCAGGCGGCGUCUGCGACGUCCAGGAGACCAACGUCACCGACUCAGCCUCCGUACAAGCGCUGGUCGACGCGUGCAUGCGCAAGCACGGUCGCAUCGACAUCCUCGUCAACAACGUCGGCAAAUCCGAGCCGGGGUGUCCGGCCACCAUGGCCGAAGACGUUUGGGACGCGCAGGUGGACCUGAACCUCAAGAGCAUCUAUUUGACCUGUCACCAUGUCUUGCCGAUCAUGGAGAAGCAAGCGACCGGAGGAUCGAUUGUUAAUGUGUCGAGCAUUGCGGGGCUGCGGUACAUCGGCAAGCCGCAGGUCGCGUACUCGGCCACCAAGGCGGCGAUCAUGCAGUUCACGAAGGCGACGGCGGUCAUCUAUGCGGACAAGAACGUGCGGUUGAACACGGUGGUGCCGGGGCUGAUCUAUACCCCGUACACGCAGCAACUGGCGAAGAGGUAUGCGCCCGGCGGGGACGAGGAGGAGUACAUGCGCAAGCGAGACGCACAGGUGCCCAUGGGUCGCAUGGGCGAUGCCUGGGAUGUAGCCAAUGCGGCGGUCUUUCUUGUCUCGGAUGAAGCCAGGUAUAUCACGGGGCAGGAAUUGGUGGUAGAUGGAGGUAUCACUUCGUCCACGGGGCGAGUGUGAGGUUUGACCUGGCGCGGGUUCUGAUGUAAAAUAAAUCUUGUAGUGGCGAAGGAUAAAUUAUUCAUUGCUGGCUUGAAGUUGUCUGCAGUCAACUGGCUGCAGAAUGCAUGCAGUGCUUAAGUGACGACAUAUAAUUUAGACGUCGAAGAUCUCCU
Molecule: messenger RNA, 1212 nt
Organism: Aspergillus uvarum CBS 121591
Lineage: Eukaryota; Fungi; Ascomycota; Eurotiomycetes; Eurotiales; Aspergillaceae
Product: SDR family NAD(P)-dependent oxidoreductase
Exons: 1
Coding region: 248-1057 (269 amino acids)
Molecular function (GO): oxidoreductase activity, acting on the CH-OH group of donors, NAD or NADP as acceptor
Source: RefSeq, a predicted model, not a curated record